AUGGUCGCCGCACAUGAAGUCACUUAUGAGCUCAUUGAGAGCUGGACCGAGGAGAAAAUCGUCCUUAAAGACGGUACCGAAAUCUUGGCUGAAGAAUUCUCUUCUGUCAAAUUCACCCGUGAAGAAUGGCUCAACUGGCAAGCUCAGCAAGGACAGGCUGAAGAAGCUCAGGAAUAA
Molecule: messenger RNA, 177 nt
Organism: Tremella mesenterica DSM 1558
Lineage: Eukaryota; Fungi; Basidiomycota; Tremellomycetes; Tremellales; Tremellaceae
Exons: 3
Coding region: 1-177 (58 amino acids)
Source: RefSeq, a predicted model, not a curated record